UAGAUCGAGGAACAAAAAAACGGAACGGAUGUUAGUUACGUUUGUCUAUUUCAGUGGGAUGACUGCAGGUGCAACACGAUUUUGACAUGUAAACAAAACUAGCAAUCUGGCUUGCUAGCCAGCCAUCGCUAUCUCAGUGUUAUUUAUCUUUUUAGCGCUGAAGCUAGCCUUUAUUAGAAUGGAAAUAAACAUUUUCACAUCGAAUAUGGUGUAAAAGUUCAGCUAUGUCUAAUGGAUUACUGCACUAAAGUUUGUCUAGUUAGCUGACCAGCUAAUGUACCGUACAGUACUCUCUAGUACAAAAUGGUUUACCACAUCCCCUGGAUAUAUGUGCCGGUGCGGAGUGCCCUUGCAAUCUGGCACCAGCUGACAAAGUCUGAGAUCCCAGAGCUGGCCAAGGCCUCUGUGCUGAUGAGGGACCGCAGCAGAGUGGAGACGACUAUCCAGGCCAUGCACAGAGCCGGGCCUGACGCCCUCCAGGUGAUCUCGGACUUUGACAUGACCCUCAGCAGAUUUGCCUACAAUGGGACGCGGUGCCCCACUACUCACAAUAUUCUGGAUAAUGACCUACUUAUUAAUGAUGCCUGUAAGAAGAGGAUUAGGGAGUUGCUGAACAUCUACUACCCCAUUGAGAUCGAUGCAGCUUGCACUGUCGAAGAGAAGCUUCCUCACAUGGUGGAGUGGUGGACCAGUGUCCACGAGCUGCUUAUCCAACAGAAGAUCCGGAAGGACCUGCUGGCUCUGGCAGUGGAGCAGUCCAGUGCCAUGCUCAGGGAAGGCUACAGGGUGUUCUUCGACCAUCUCCAGCAGCAGCAGGUUCCUCUGCUGAUCUUCUCCGCUGGUGUGGGGGAUAUCCUGGAAGAGGUGAUCAGACAGAACCACGUCUUCCACCCCAACAUCCACGUCAUCUCCAACUACAUGGACUUUGACCAGAGCGGUGAACUGCAGGCAUUCAAAGGCCCGCUGAUUCACACGUUCAACAAGCGGGAGGGCGCACUGCUCCACGCGGCCCACUUCAGGAAGCUAAGGGAGCGGCCUAACGUCCUGCUGCUGGGGGACUCUCUAGGAGACCUCACCAUGGCCGAUGGGCUGGCCCACACUCAGCACACCCUCACCGUCGGCUUCCUCAACGACCAGGUGGGGGAGAGGAGAGAGUCUUACAUCAACUCCUACGACAUUGUCCUGGUGAAGGACGAGACCAUGGACGUCCCCAACGCCAUCCUCAACUACAUUGCCCCAGCGCCGGCCAAAUGAACGCGAACCCAAGCGAUUUAACCUCGAGUCAGGUCGUUGCUGGUUUUUACUGGAGCCAGCCAGUCAAAACGUCAUGACGGCUGAAUGGUGAUCACCAGCACAUGGAGAGGAAGAUGACCUCACGUUGACCUUUACGAAGCUGCAUGCUGUAUAGCACAACAACAACCCACAUAUACCUCAGAAAUAGGUCACGGUAGACUAAGAGAAAUGACCGGUAGAUUCACAAACACAGCGGGUCUGUUUUCUACAAGUAUUAAGCACGGGGGGAUAUGAGGCAGCAUAUCGUGCAACUCAAUUAUCUCAAUCUGCGGUGCUGCUCGUGGCAAAGUCAUGGUUACUGGAGUUUACCUUUUAAUGCAACCCCCUUGUUUUACAGGCGGGGUCGGUGCUAGAAAAUCCAGUCUAGUGAAGCCUCUUGAAUAUGUUAAUCCAGUGUCUGGACCUAUUUACCCUAUUUGUGUAUUCACCCAAAAAGAGCCCAAACGAAUCUGAUGGUUGAACUGCCGUUCAUCACAGAUAAAGACUCCAGUUUUCAUUUAGAGAAGUGGCUGAGUUAGAAUUGUUUAAGUUAAGAGGCCUAGACCUGUGUUUCUCAAACCUGCUCCUGGACGCCCCCCUGCCCUGCAUAAUUUAGAUCUGUCCCUGCCCUAACAUACCUGAUGUAGCUCAUGAAGGACUUGAAAAGAAGCUGAUCAUUUGAAUUAGGGAGAAAUCUAAAACAAGCAGGGCAGGUGGGCGCCCAGCAGCAGGGUUGAGAAACACUGCCCUAGUUCCAUCAUGGUACUGAAGAGUCGUGGGGCAUUUUGGCUGAGCUGACUUACGCACCGUUUACAGUUAAUUCACCGCAAACACGAAAACUAGUCUUACGCUAAAGAUAUUGAUUUGUGUGCGUCUACCUUCCAAACCUCCAUUUUGUGUCACAUGAUGUGACUGCUGCUCUGUGUACAUUUGACCAAAUGUAGUCUUUUACGUGUUUUAUUUAUUUAGUUGAACAAGUACUGUUACAAAGAAAAUGGUGACCUCUCAGGGUCACCCCGUGGGAGUUCAGUCGAAUAUUUUCAGUUGCAAGUGCUUUUGCUGUUGGUAAAGCGUGGCAUUGCAAUUAUAGGGAUAGUUUGUCUAGAUGUCAUAAAAUUUGGGUGAAAUGCCCUUUUUACCACUCUUUUUUGCAUUUCUUUUUAAUCUAGGUAUUGUCUGUACGUUGUUACUUUUAAACUAAUUGUCUAUACAAGGUAACAUUUUACUAUAUCCUCAAAAAAAAAUAUCCUCAUAUUGAACUGUUUUUCCUUUAACCAAGGAAGCCAUUGAGAACACAUUGUCAGUGGCAACAAAUGUCAAGACCACUGUCUGCUGAAUAUGAACAGAACUGUCAUUUAUUUUCUGUUUCUGGAUUUUUCAUUAGACUGCACCGAUAAUAACUUUCCAAUAUUGCCACCUAUUUGUAAUUUGUCAGUGGUAUCCAUGCAUGCAUGUUGAAAAGUUGAUUAGUCUCUGACAAAACGUUAUCACAUCUGAAAAAAAAUGACAACUGUAUUUGUAAAAAUUG
Esox lucius (northern pike) is the source of this 2800-nucleotide messenger RNA. RefSeq names its product 7-methylguanosine phosphate-specific 5'-nucleotidase. Gene Ontology annotation, molecular function: 5'-nucleotidase activity; magnesium ion binding. The transcript is spliced from 10 exons. Lineage: Eukaryota; Metazoa; Chordata; Actinopteri; Esociformes; Esocidae. Bases 304 to 1254 code for a protein of 316 amino acids. The record is from RefSeq and is a predicted model, not a curated record. Gene Ontology annotation, cellular component: cytoplasm.